GGAGCGGCCGGGCGAGGCGCUCACCCCGGCUUGGCCCGUCCCGGCCCCGCAGCGCGGCGAUGGCGGCGGUCGGUGACGACGGGUCCGGCGUCGGGUCCAGCAUCGGGCUGCUCCUGGAGGCGGCCGAGUACCUGGAGCGGCGGGAGCGAGGUACCGGCACCCCGCCGUUUCCCCCGCGGCACCUCCCGGUGCCUCCCGGCGCUGCCCGCUCCCGUUGUGUCCCCACAGAGGCCGAGCACGGCUACGCCUCGCUGCUGCCCGGAGCAGGCCGAGCCCGCAGGGAGAGCCCGAGGCGCCGCGGGAAGGGCCGGAGGAGCGGCGGGGGCGGCAGGUCAACGCACAAUGAGAUGGAAAAGAACAGGCGUGCCCACCUGCGGCUGUGUUUGGAGAAGCUGAAGGUGCUGGUGCCGCUCGGCCCCGAAUCCAGCAAGCACACCACGCUGAGUUUACUCAUGAAAGCCAAAUUGCACAUCAAGAAGCUCGAGGACUACGACAGGAGAGCCCUCCACCAGAUUGAGCAGCUGCAGCGCGAGCAGCGGCACCUGAAGCGGCAGCUGGAGAAGUUGGGCAGUGAGAGGGUCCGCACCGACAGCGUCGGCUCCGCCGUGUCCUCGGAGCGCUCCGACUCGGACAGAGGUGAGACCUGCACAUCUCUGGACAGCAUCUGGAGGUCCCACUGAGCUCCUUGUGAUGCUGUUUGCUUUCUGCUUGCAGAAGAGAUUGACGUGGACGUGGAGAGCACCGACUCCCUGCCCGCAGACCUCGACUGGAGCAGCAGCAGCCCCAGCGACUCGGACGAGCGCGGCAGCCUGCAGAGCGUGUGCAGCGACGAGGGCUACGCCAGCUCGGGUGUGCGGAGGGCGAAGGCGCAGAGUGCUCACAAGCUGUGCCCUGCUCUCUAAGCAUCAGACCCCGCAGCUCUUCCACCCACCGCUCUUUCCCAGUUGGUAGCAAACCAGACCGUCCCGCAGUUCCCUUGUGCUGCUGACACGAAGUCCGCUUUGCCCCGGUCCCAAGCAGGGCUGUGGGUGCUGAGCUUCUCCCCGGAGCGCGCGGCCCAUCGCGCCCACUCGCUUCUCACCCCGUGGGGAAGCUCAUCUCAGCGAGACCGUACAUUCCAGCCCCGUUUUGGUGCGCCCGGGAAUAUCGCAGCGGUAACAGCAAUGCCGGAUGAGCUCAGCUUUCCUUUGCCUUGCUGUUACCGCUCGCUAUUCCGGAUCUUUGUAGUGUUUGCCCACUAACAAUCAGCACCAGGGCCCAAAUAUGCAUUGUGUGGGUGAGACCCAGCCUUGCCGGUAGCUUGGAGCAGGGAGAAAGCAGAGGGAGGUCUGCAACGGAGCGUCAGUCGGUGGCCUUUCCCUCCGCCGACUCUAAAAAUUCAGGGUAGCAACGGACCCCUCCUGCAAAGCAAAAGGCUCUGCUCCUCCCGGCAGCCUCGGGAUGGACAUCUCCAGCUCUGGAAGUUCCUGGAAUGCCUCAAAACCAAAUGGUGCUGUCCUUGUGCUGUGCCCUCUCGCGUUACGGCCGCGUGUCUUAGGACGGCCUUGGCGCUUCUUGUCUCUGGGACAAUUUUUUUCUACCUCGGAGAGAUGAACAAAGAUUAUCUCCAUCCCUUUAGCACAAAAACAAACAAACAAGAUGCCUCAUUUGUUUUAUAGAAGCGCUGCUUGGUCCCAUCGCAUCCGUCGCGCGCGAUUUAGCAAUAAGUGGCGGCGCUCCGAGCGGCGCUGCUGCGUGUGAAGCACUUGCCCAGCCUUGGGGUUGUGUUUGGGCGCUCUCCAUGCUGAGGAUUUGGGUUUCCACCAUAGAGAACCGCAACCAAACGCCAAAAGAAAAGGCCAACCCCUUCCCCUGGCCCCAGCACUAUGGUUUCCAGCCGUGCCGAUGCGUUGAAGCCAACAAGCCAACUCGAGCACGUGUGCGUAGAAUGUGUGGUCUACAAACAGUAUCUCCUCAUUUUCUUUGACAUGAAUGGAGUUAUGACUUCAUGCUUUAGAAGACGUUCUGGGAUCGUUUUACGCAGAGUCCUCUGAUGGAGAUGCAGAGAUUUCUUCCAGGGUUUUCCUACUCCAUCUCUCGUGCUCAACGUCGGACGCUUUGGUGAUGGGGAUGGAACGUCCAUGUGGGGCUCAGAAGCCAUUCCGACUCUUUGAGAAAACUCUUUGGAGGUAUUUAAUACCAGGUUGAAUGGGGCUUUGGGCAACCUGAUCUAGUAUGUGAUUGAGCAGUGGGCAGCCCUGCCUGGGGCAGGGGGAUUGGAACUUAAUGGUCCUUGAGGUCCCUUUGAAUCCAAGCCAUGCUGUGAUUCUAUGAAAACUCAUGGAAACCCACCCCAAAACAACAAAAAAAACAUGGAAACCCGCAGAAACCCACCUCAAGAAGGCAAAAACCCAUAGAAACCACCUCAGGAAGACAAGAACCCACGGAAACCAACUCCAAAAAGACAAGAACCCAUGGAAACUCACCCCCAAAAGACAAAAAAAAACAACAAACCAUGGAAAUCCACCCCAAAACAACAACAAAAACCAUGGAAACCAAUGGAAACCCACCCCAAGAAGGCAAAAACCCAUGGAAACCCAUACAAACCCAACCCCACGAAGACAAAAACCCACGGAAACCCAACCCAAGAAGACAAAAACUCAUGGAAACCACUCCCAAAGACAAAAACCCACGGAAACCCACUCCAAGAAGGCAAGAGCCCAUGGAAACCCACAGAAGCCCACCCCAUGAAAACAACAACCCACGGGCAAAGCUGAGUAUCUGCACUUGGAGGCGCGCUGCUCUGAUACACGAUGGCUCAAGCCCUCUCCAGCCCCUUUCUUCUGAGCACUGCCGAAAUCCCAACUCCAACCCCGGCGCGGUGGGGAUGCACUCCAAGGGGGAACAGGAGGAAACGUGCGCUUCGUUCUCCACUUAGUUGUACCGAGCGUUAAGGUUUAGACUCUUCAUUGUUAUUUUUUGUGUCGUGCCUUUUUGGGUUGACCGCGUUCUUUUGGUGAAACACCGCGUGUUGGUUUUGGUUGUGGUUUUUGUUGGUUUUUUGUUUUUUUUUUUUUCCCCCUCUUUUCAUUUGAUUUCUGUCCCGAUAUGAAGCAGUACUCCGCUGACCUUUGCACUGUUUGGACGUGCUCCUCUCCAACGCGUUGGCAUCGAAAAAAAAAAAAAAAACCCAACAAACUCAAACCUUUGGCAAACGAUGCGCUGCCGUCGGACGGGCACGAAGUUCGAACCUAAAACCACGGGCUUUUCCCCCAAAACUCCAGGUGAGCUUGGAGCAGCGUCCUGGGGCCGCCAGCCUUUCCUCGAAUUCACGGAUCCACCAGCAUUACUCAGAGAUAAGCUGCAGCAAUGAGAUUUUUUUUUUUUUGUAGAUUGUUGGAAAAAAGGGGGGGAGCGAGGAGCACCCCCUGCGUUUACACAGACGUGCGAGUCCAAACCGCGCUGCUUGGGGACGGGGAAGCCCCCAGCCCUGGGCGUUGGUCCCCAUCCCAUCUCAUCCCAUCCCCAUCCCUCAACCUGGGGCAGAACAAAGCCAGCAGCAGAGGCUUCUCCAUCCCCACCUCAGGAGCCUUCCCCACCUCAGUGGCUUUUGAUGCAUUUUCAUUGCCCUUCCCAUUGAUUUUAAUCUUUUUCCCCCCUUUUUCCUUCUAAUUUGCCCCCGAGACCCAGACCCCACUCCUUGGCUUUUUAGCAUCACUUUUGAGUUCUGGCAUCUUCUGAGCGAUAGACACAGAGUGAAAGGGGAGCAGCAGAUGGGAGGAUGCAAAGAUUUCCUUUCCAGGCGUUCAAUUCCCGUUGUACAUAGCACGUCACUAUGAAUCCUGUGUCAAGACCAUAUAAUGGUGCUUCAUUUUUUUUGUUGUUUUGUUUUUCUUACAAGUUAGCACACGCGUUUUUUUUUAGAGAGUAUGUGUUUUAGACAGACCUGGCCGUGUGUAUGUAUACUUCUGUAUUGUUGGAUUGUUAGAAAAUAAAUUAUUUCAGUACGAA
Messenger RNA from Gallus gallus (chicken), 3990 nucleotides. RefSeq names its product MAX dimerization protein 1 (gene MXD1). Gene Ontology annotation, biological process: negative regulation of transcription by RNA polymerase II. The record is from RefSeq and is marked provisional. Lineage: Eukaryota; Metazoa; Chordata; Aves; Galliformes; Phasianidae. Gene Ontology annotation, molecular function: protein dimerization activity; RNA polymerase II cis-regulatory region sequence-specific DNA binding; DNA-binding transcription factor activity, RNA polymerase II-specific.